This is a messenger RNA of Magallana angulata, 708 nucleotides long. RefSeq lists its product as uncharacterized. The record is from RefSeq and is a predicted model, not a curated record. NCBI's taxonomy places the organism in Eukaryota, Metazoa, Mollusca, Bivalvia, Ostreida, Ostreidae. The transcript is spliced from 2 exons. Bases 117 to 707 code for a protein of 196 amino acids.
UGUUCCAUAAUGUUAAAAGCUAUUUCGUAUCGAAACAAUCAUAUACGGAAUAGUUGGACUACUUGUUAUUCCGGAAAACAACCGAGGAAAAUUCCAACUUUACAUAUCCCAUAGUGAUGACAACAGUUGUUUAUGACGUCAUAAGAGAUAUCAAAAUGGGUCCUUGCGUCUCUAAACAUAAUUAUCGCAAAGUUUAUGCUGCUCCCACUGCAGAGGAAGGGAGAAAUAGGAGGGGUGUAAGACAGUUCCUAAACCGGUUGUUUGGCCGGUUUAGGAAAAACACUGUCUUACCGGCGGUUGUUCAAGGCGUGGGCCCUGUGAACACCGCUUCAGUGUGCAACCUGACCCUCGAGAUCCUUAUUGAUGAAACGGUGGGUGACAUUUUGGGAGAAUCGUCGCCAGUUCCUGCCAACAUUCUCUCAAAAUACACGGCUGGCUCCAACAGUGACGAUUCGAGCUGUAAUCUUCCCCUGUCAAAAGCCUCAUCUCAUACCUCUGCAAGCUGCACGAGUGUGAUGGCAAAAGCUGAGCUGGCCCGCCGGCUCGGUAAACCAAUCAGGGGAAUCGAGAAACCUUACUCAGAUCGACCUGUUGGAGCUUACCGGCCCACCGGGAAUGUGAAGACUCCACGGCAAAAGAAAUCAAGAUGUAAUCCCACUGUUCAUGAAGACAUGUCCUUCAGCAUCUUGAUUCGGUAUUCGGAGUAAA